CCACCAUCACCACCACCACCACCACCAUCAUGCCCCCCGAGGCGCCCAUCGAACCCUUCGUCCAGCCAGGGCAGCCGCUGAAUGACUUUUUGCGCUCGUUCUGGCAGCGGCAGGUGGAUGCGGCGGAACAGGAGACGCCGGAUUAUAGGCAUCCGGCGCUGCCCCUGGCGCGGAUUAAGAAGGUCAUGAAGAGUGAUCCGGAUGUGAAGAUGAUAGCCGCGGAUGCACCGAUAUUGUUUUGUAAAGCGUGCGAGAUCUUCAUUGCCGAGAUCACCGCGCGCGCCUUCAUCGUCGCGGACGCGAACAAGCGGCGGACGCUCUCGAGAGCGGACAUCGCGAAGGCGCUGAGCAAGUCGGACCAGUUUGACUUUCUGAUCGAUAUUGUGCCGAGGGACGAUUUGCCCUACGCACCGGGUGGGGGGUCGGGAGGUGGGGGGAGCAAGCAGCAAUUGAAGACGGAAGAGGAAAACCGUAAUGGAGGCGAGGGCGCGCAGGGUAUGCAACCUGGGAUGCAGCCAGGUCACGAGUCGGGCGUGUUGGAGGAGUUGGAGAGCCUACUCCACGACGUGGGUGUACCGCAGCAACGGACUGGAAUGUAGUAGCGGGUUUGAAUCUGUUCUUAUGUGUCUUUUUUGCAUUAUGAACGCUCCUUGUUGUGCUCUU
Schizophyllum commune H4-8 is the source of this 663-nucleotide messenger RNA. RefSeq names its product histone-fold-containing protein. Gene Ontology annotation, cellular component: nucleus; CCAAT-binding factor complex. Gene Ontology annotation, biological process: regulation of DNA-templated transcription. Lineage: Eukaryota; Fungi; Basidiomycota; Agaricomycetes; Agaricales; Schizophyllaceae. The transcript has 6 exons. The coding region runs from base 30 to 599 and encodes 189 amino acids. Gene Ontology annotation, molecular function: protein heterodimerization activity; DNA-binding transcription activator activity, RNA polymerase II-specific. The record is from RefSeq and is a predicted model, not a curated record.